Messenger RNA from Folsomia candida, 1159 nucleotides. RefSeq lists its product as uncharacterized. The transcript has a single exon. Lineage: Eukaryota; Metazoa; Arthropoda; Collembola; Entomobryomorpha; Isotomidae. Gene Ontology annotation, molecular function: nucleic acid binding. Bases 38 to 1057 code for a protein of 339 amino acids. Gene Ontology annotation, biological process: DNA integration. The record is from RefSeq and is a predicted model, not a curated record.
AGAACAUCUCAACCACUUCCAUGCUGGUCCACAACUCAUGAUGUCCAUAAUUCAUCGCCAAUUCUGGAUUAUCCGUGCGAAGGAUGUAAUUCGCCAAUUUGUUAAGAAAUGUGUCACCUGUGCUCGCCACAAGCCAGUCACCCUUCAACCAAUGAUGGGAGACCUCCCUUCCUUCCGCGUGACCCCAAGUCGUCCGUUCCAGAAAACCGGGGUCGACUAUGCAGGUCCCUUCCUAAUCAAACCAAUCCAACCAAGAAGCACUACAACAAUCAAAGCCUACCUUGCCCUCUUCAUAUGCUGCUGUACCCGUGCAGUUCACUUGGAAAUUGUCAGCUCCCUGUCAACUGACGCAUUCCUGGCAGCACUCUGGCGCUUUGUGUCGCGACGUGGACUUCCCUCCGACAUGUACAGCGAUUGUGGCACCAACUUCGUUGGAGCCGACCGAGAACUCAAGGAGAUGCUGACCUUGGUCUUGUCUGCAAAACACAACCAAACCAUAGCCGACCAAAUCUCAACCAGAGGGAUUCUAUGGCACUUCAGUGUACCAGCAAGUCUUCACUUCGGCGGCCUAUGGGAAGCAGGAGUCAAGAGUGUCAAGUUUCACUUAAAACGAGUGAUUGGAUCUCAACGCCUCACAUUCGAAGAACUUACGACAACAAGUGCGAGAAUCGAAGCAAUACUCAACUCCCGUCCCCUUUGUCCUGAAUCGAGCGAUCCCAGUGAUCUCACUACGUUAACCCCCGGACAUUUCCUUAUUGGUACCGCUCUCACCUCCAUCCCUGAACCACAUCUCCAAGAUUUGCAAAUAAGUCGCCUCUCCCGAUGGCAACUCCUCCAGAGAAUAACUCAAGAUUUCUGGAAGCGGUGGUCCUCCGAAUAUCUCACCAGAAUGCAACAACGACCUAAAUGGAUCUACGGUGACCACAAGAUAUCAAUUGGUGACCUAGUCCUCAUCAAACAUGAAAAUUUAUCCCCCAUGCAAUGGCAACUCGGACGAAUCACGCAACUCCACCCUGGACCAGACUUCCGUUGUGAAGACAGCAACCGGAGAACUUAAGCGUCCCUUGGUGAAGUUGUCCCCACUUCCCAUCACUUCCGCAUCGGAUCAAGCCGUCUCAUCCACACCACAAUAAAAUUGAAAAUUGGCAUUUCAAGGCCG